Molecule: messenger RNA, 1011 nt
Organism: Zerene cesonia (dogface butterfly)
Lineage: Eukaryota; Metazoa; Arthropoda; Insecta; Lepidoptera; Pieridae
Gene: Nipsnap
Product: protein NipSnap
Exons: 6
Coding region: 153-977 (274 amino acids)
Cellular component (GO): mitochondrion
Source: RefSeq, a predicted model, not a curated record
CCAUAGAUGUCUCUUUAUAAACGUAGUCUAUUUUCAAGAUAACCUUCAAGUGAUUUAUUUUUUAAUGAAUAGAUAACAAGUCAAUAUCCAACUCGUCGGCAGAUUGUUCAACUGUCUUUAAUAUUGUAAAUGCAUGUUUUAGCACUGUGAAGAUGAAUACCUUAAAUAGAAUUAUAGUGUACACUUCAAGUGUACCAAAAAAUGCAAGAUUAAUCGCCACGACAAGUGCAAGAUUGAAUGCUGACGAUGGAUGGCUUUCGAAACUUCUGGUUCGAAAAAUCGAACCUACCAAAGAAUCCCACAGUCGUAUGCUUAGCGACAAGGAGAUUGUAUAUGCUUUACACACGCACAACAUAAGGCCGGAUUCUGUGGAUAAAUAUCUGAAAAACUACAAAUCUUCAGUAGAAUUUGUGGAAUCCCGUAAACCUGAGUUAGGCUGUGAGCUUGUCGGAUCAUGGACAGUCUCUGUGGGGGAUAUGGACCAAGCAUUGCAUUUGUGGCGGUAUGUUGGUGGCUUCGAGAAAAUUGACAAAGCAAAGAUAUUAUUCAGAGAAAAUCCUGACUACCGAGCAUUAGAAAAAGAGAGGGGUAAUUUCGUGAGGUCCCGUCACCUCCAGUACCUUCUCGCCUUCAGCUUCUGGCCAUCUGGUGAACCCCGCGAACCUAGCAAUAUCUAUGAAAUUAGAUCCUAUAGCCUAAAGCCCGGAACAAUGAUCGAGUGGGGCAACAACUGGGCGCGCGGGCUCACGUACCGCCGCGCUAAGAACGAGGCCUUCGCCGGCUAUUUCUCGCAGAUAGGCCGACUUUAUAAUGUUCAUCAUAUUUGGUGCUACAAGGACCUGCAAGCUCGGCGGGAAACGCGCGAGAGCACCUGGCGGAACCCCGGCUGGGACGAGUGCGUCGCGUACACCGUGCCGCUCAUACGCGAGAUGCACUGCCGCAUCCUCGAACCCACGGAGUUCUCGCCAACAAAGUAGACCGACACGCGCCGCCCCCGCCGCCCCAGCUGAC